AUGGCCACCAUCCGCUCGUGGCGACCUCCUGGCUCGGCAUAUUACGACGGUACCUCCUCUUCCGAGUUGUUGCCUGCCAUUCAUGGUCGAAAUUGCUCUCGAGACGCUAUUCCUAAGGGAUCUGUUGCUUCGCGCAUUCGAUCUCUACAGGACUUUCGAGGAUCAAGUACACCGAAGCCUACAACCGCUGUUAGGAAAUACGCUCGAGAGGCUUCACGUUCCGGAUUUGGUCGCCGUGUGAAUCCCCGUUUUGGACAUCCUGCUAUGCAGAGUGCCCAGCCUGAUGAAGCAACCCGGAUCGAAAGCAGGCACAGCUAUCUCGGCAUCCAAGCAAUCCGGACCAACCACGAAGCAGAGCACGGCAUCGCAGGUGCAAGUGUUCAAUAUAAUCCAGCUCCUUCAAUCAAUGUCAAGAUGGAGCAAGAGCUGCACUCAACAGCGCAGUACGAUGCUAUCUUCCCAAGGGGUAGUCUGUCGAGGACCAAGCCUACAACUCGAAGUAUCGAGCCUCGCAAUGGUAUAGAGCCAGAUGUGCUGAUAAGGAUCAACUCCUCGGGUAAUCAGUCGCAGCACCUGACACGAACGCCGACUUCCAAUAGCACUGCGAAGAAGAUCGACGCGGACUCGUACCGGCACCGAGUAAGGCCUCGACGAUUGGAUUUUGGGGAAUCGGAAGCCUCGAUUGCAUCAACGUCCACAACCCGCCGACAAGAUGUUCGAGAUCUUUUUGAAGAAUAUGGUAUACAGAGACCGCCAGGACUUGCUUCCAGGGAGGUCUCUCGCGAUUUGGGCGAGAGCACAUGCGGACAACCCAAAUACUGCCAUGUGUGUUCGUGCAGCAAUAGUCAUACUUCGAUGAAGUGCUGGAGAUGUAGCCACCGAUUAUGCUACAUCUGCAUUGAUCAUCUGCCGUCCACAUUCGAGGAGAGGAAAGAUCAACGACAAGGGAAUUCGAGGCCAAAGGAAAAUCGAAAUAUGGAUAAUGACCCCGUCAAAAAGCUUCAGCCAAGGCCUGGUCCAACUCCUUUACAGCCAAGAUACGAGCAGCCUGCAGUUCCGUCACGGAAGCCCUCAAGCUCGCCCGAUAAAUUUCCCGGCUUCUAUGGACCUGAGCCUGAUGCGAAGCCACCCAAAAGAAUUCCCUCAAAACAAGAUCCUGUCAUACCAUUGAGACAUCGAACGGCAACAAGUGUGAAGGAUAAUCCUUUCAUAAUUGCCGAUCUGAAAUCGUCUCGACAGUCGCUUCGUCUAUCUCCUCUGAACACCCAGGAAGACUUCCAUCAUACAUCGCAUCACCACACGAAGCACCAUCGUGCUGUCAAUUUUCCUUCGGGGGCAUCAGAAGCGAUGAGCUGUAACAGCAAGAUUACACUGCAACACAUUCACGCAGCACCGUACCAGAGAAGACCGCCGAAGAAGCGGGUGCCUGAAGGUACAGAUAUUGGUUACAACGCAGAUACGAGCCAGAUCGAUUAUGCAGUCAAACUUCCAUCUCGGCGUCACUCUCAAAUCUCUGGGAAUAAUCCUCCUUUCACCCACUUUCCGGACUCCCCGUACUCGCAUUUCACUUGCGAUUCCAGACCAGACUCGUCAGAUUCGCCGGUAGCGAAGACUCACUAUGUAAUCAAGCACGAUAUCCCCGAAUACGUUGAGUGUCACGGUUAUCCUCGGACCGGACAUGCUCGGCACGGUAGUCCAAUAAGCUCAGGAGUUGUCGAACCUCAGAACGGAUAUUCCAGGGAAUUGGAUCCAGAGGCUGUCAUCGAACAUCACUUGAUCACAAAUAUUGACAAGACAGACAGUUUUGAAAGACCAGGACCCUCAGCGCGUUCGGAGGAUGUUCCAAAGGCUGAUAAAUCGCAGUUCUUGACGUAUACGUCUAAUCAAUGGAUAGAAAGUGACAAAAGCACGAGACAAGAGAAGGCCAGUGUCUCCAACGCGAACGGUCAGACUCUAGGCAAAAGCUACAUUAAGGAGACAGCAGCUUCCGCAAAGGAUGAAUCUACAGUAUCACGACGGCCGUCUCAAGAGCGCUCAAGCGUCGAUGCGAGGGCUGAGCGAACAGGCGGAACAUGGUUUACCAUCCCCUCCCAUCACGAAGAUGAGCGUAGUCGUCAGAGGCGAGAAAGCGGCACCGUUACCUCGAGGAAAGUUUCUGUGUCCAAAGAGGAGAAGUAUGCCGCAUCCCCUGGUAUUUGCAGCCCACGGACUCAAGGCUCACCCCCAGUGUUGAGAGGGGCUUCCAGAUGGUCAUCCACACCGUCUCAGCUGAACCAACGAAAAUCCGUGCAGGCUCUCAAGGCGCAACUUCUGGAGAAUCGGGAGCAACCGAAGAAGCCCCAGAAAGAACGCAGUCAACUUUCCGAACGCAAUGUAGUCGCAGAGCUUGCCCAGAAAAUCGAGGAACGAGGAUCCAGAAUGCCAGGCAUUGAACCCUCUGCAGCCAGUAUCCGCAGCAUAGGUAGCGAAGGCAGCAAGCGUAAGAAAUGGAAGUUGAAACUAGUCAAUUGGAAUCCGCAGGGCAAGAGAAAAGCUGGCAAGGAACAUAAUCUGAGUGCCGAUGAGAUUGUUGGCAACAAUGGAAAGGCCGAUAGUUUCAAGUCGCAGCCUUUGGUCUCGGCCACCAAUCUGAACUGGAUGGAUGAAUUGAAUAUGGGUGGCAAGGAGCCCCAUUCGCGAGUUGAUGCAGUUGUCAAGGAGGAUGUUGGGCCGGAGCAUCAGUCUGUUUGGAAGAAGGGGUUUGAGGAGGUUAGCAGGAACAAAACUGUCGAGAGGGGAUAUCUGGGGAUUGUGGGCAUCACAGUCCUGGUUCAUUUGGUGGGCAGAGAGGACCUGGUUGCUCGUGCUGAGAGUUUGACUGGUGGUGGCUUGAAAGAGAAAGAUUGA
Molecule: messenger RNA, 2886 nt
Organism: Drepanopeziza brunnea f. sp. 'multigermtubi' MB_m1
Lineage: Eukaryota; Fungi; Ascomycota; Leotiomycetes; Helotiales; Drepanopezizaceae
Source: RefSeq, a predicted model, not a curated record